This is a messenger RNA of Entamoeba dispar SAW760, 597 nucleotides long. Its product is annotated as ribonucleoprotein, chloroplast, putative. The record is from RefSeq and is a predicted model, not a curated record. Bases 1 to 597 code for a protein of 198 amino acids. NCBI's taxonomy places the organism in Eukaryota, Evosea, Mastigamoebida, Endamoebidae. Gene Ontology annotation, molecular function: RNA binding. The transcript has 3 exons.
AUGGGAGAUAAAACUGAUCAAGAUGAUAAUGAAUACACUAAUCUUUAUAUUGGAAAUAUUCCUUAUUCAAGUACAGAAAAAGAUGUAAAGAAUUUCAUUCAAUGUGAUGAAUGUAAAAUCACUAUAGUUAUAGAUAAAAAUACAGGGAAAACAAAAGGGUUUGGUUUUGUGGCAUUUGAAACUCAUGAACAAGCAUUGGAAAUAAAGAAUAAGUUACAAGGAAAAGAAUUAGAAGGACGACCAAUUAUAUUGAAAUGGGAUAGAGGAUUACAAUCAAAAGUAUCAGACAAAAACUAUAAAUUUGGAUAUCAUAAACAACAAAAAUCAUCUUCAAGAAGAAGAGGAAGGAGUUAUUCUCGUCAUAGAUCUUCUCAUAGAAGAGAACAUUCUUCUAGAUCAAGAAGUGAUUCAUAUGAAAGACGACAUCAUUACCAUCGUCAUUAUCAUUCUUCUGAAAGUCCAUCAUCUAGAAGUACAUCACGAGAUGAUAGACAUCAUUCUCACCGUUAUAGUGAUUCUAGAAAAAGCUCAUCUAAAAGAGAUGAAUCAAUAAGAGAAAAAUCCCCAGAAAAAAAUGAAGAAGAGCAUAGUUUCUGA